Messenger RNA from Trypanosoma theileri, 3357 nucleotides. RefSeq names its product OSM3-like kinesin. Lineage: Eukaryota; Euglenozoa; Kinetoplastea; Trypanosomatida; Trypanosomatidae. The coding region runs from base 1 to 3357 and encodes 1118 amino acids. The transcript has a single exon. Gene Ontology annotation, molecular function: ATP binding; microtubule motor activity; microtubule binding. Gene Ontology annotation, biological process: microtubule-based movement. The record is from RefSeq and is a predicted model, not a curated record.
AUGGGACGAAAAACUGCCAGUGCAGCAGAGAACAUUAAAGUUCUCGUUCGUUGUCGCCCAUUAAAUGAAAAAGAACGUAUGCAGGGAUAUAAGUCAUGUGUAGAUGUAGAUCUCACUGAACAUACAGUAGCCGUACACAGUCUUGUUGGAGAACCCGAUCGCUGGACCUUUGAUGCUGUUAUCAAUAAUACAUUCAGUCAAAAGGAUAUCUUUACACAGUUUAUUAUGCCACUUGUGGAUUCCGUGUUAGAGGGGUUUAACGCCACUGUCUUUGCCUACGGUCAAUCCGGCUCCGGUAAAACCCACACAAUGACUGGUAAAAUGGAUGAUGAGGAAUUGCAAGGGAUCAUACCAAGAUGCUUUACACAUGUCUUUAACCACAUCGCCACUAUAAGAGAAGCCUCACCAAACAAGCAAUUCUCCAUGUAUGUUUCCUUUAUUGAGUUGUAUAAUGGUAAAGUGCAGGAUCUCUUAGCACGACAACAGGUACCACUCGCAUUAAAGGAAAAUAAAGAUAAGACAUUUUAUGUUCAAGGUGCACAUAUUCCACAAGUGAAGUGUCCGGAAGAUAUUUACAAACAUAUGGAAGAAGGCACAGAGCGACGACGUGUGGCCUCAACAGAUCUUAACGCUGACAGUUCACGUUCUCAUUCUAUCUUUACACUUGUGAUUGAAUGUACAGAGAUUGGUGAGGAUGGGGAUUCACGCUCAGUUACAAGCAAGUUAAAUCUUGUAGAUCUUGCUGGAUCUGAACGGCAAGGUAAAACCGGUGCUAGUGGAGAAACCUUAAAAGAGGGAUGUAACAUCAAUCUCUCACUCAGUGCCCUCGGAACCGUAAUUGAUACCAUUGUAAAAGGGAAAGGACAUGUUCCAUUCCGUAGUAGCCCAUUAACAAUGCUUCUUAAAGACUCACUUGGUGGAUCUAGUAAGACUGUUAUGUUUGCAAACAUUGGACCUAGUGAACAUAAUUUUUCAGAAACGGUUAGCACGUUAAGGUUUGCCGAUCGUGCAAAGCAAAUCAAGAACAAACCUGUUGUGAAUAUGGAUACAAAGGAUCAGAAGAUUGUUGAACUCACAGAACUCGUUCAUGAACUUCGGGAGAAAUUGAAAAGAUAUGAAACUGAAGGUACAGAUUCAUUAGAAAAAGAGGUGGAACAAUUACGUGAGAGAGUUGGGGAAAUGGAAGUAAGUCUUGAUAAUGCCGUUAGAGGACGGGAAGCGGAUGCUGUGGAUUUUGAAAAUGUAAAGGCUAAAAUGCUCCUGGAACGACAGAAUACAACAUCUAGAGUAGUUGAACUGGAAGAUCAAAUUGCACAGUUGCAAAAUGAUUUACAAAUUGCAGAGUCUAGUGUUACGGAUGAACGAUCCCAGCGGGAAGAGGUAUUCCAGGUAUGUUCUCGGUAUUUACAUAGUGAAGAGGAUGGAAACAAACAAAUUACAAAUAUAAGUGAAUUGGAGGCCUUAUUGCGGGAUCGUGCUCAUGGUAAACAUAGUGCGGAAUUGGCUCAACUCUACACAACCGUACAAACACUUACAGUGGAGGCAAAACAAAUGCGGAAAGAACAUAAAGCCGUUAUGAAGGAAUUGGAGGAAAAACUACAGGAGACGCAAGGAUCACUCAAAUCAACAGAGUCAAAACUUCGGAAAACAAAGAAGGAGUUAAAUGAGGCACGUGAACAACAUAAGGUUCUGCAACAACAACAACAAUAUCAGCAAAUUGAUGGGGAAGUUGUCGGUACUAAUGGUAAAGAGGUGGCAGAGUUACGUAUGGCCUUGGAAAAUGCACAGAAACAACUUCAAAAAGAAGGUGUAAUAUCAGAAGUGGAUAUUAAAUUACAAAAUAUGCAGCAGAGUCAUGAAAAGUUAACACAGAUGUACAUGACACAGUUAGAACGUACAAGAGAAAUACUUGGUCAUAGCGAAAAUGAUGACUCUCUCGUUGUCCAGCAACUCCGUGCUAUUCUCAUGGAAGAUGAUGGAACUCGCAAUGCCACAUUGCAACACAUAACCGUUAUGCAUGAUAUGAUGCAGAAUUUAAAAUCCGCCAUGCGAGAGGCACAGGCUGUACCGUUUACUUCCAUUACAGGUGAUCCCUCGGUUUCUCAGGAAUUAAUACGGAAAAUAGAGGAAGUGGAUACUCAAGAGGCUGGUCUGUAUGCAGAUAUCUUUGCAAAGCUUCACGCGGCUGUAGAGACGGCGCAAUCUCAACGCAAUCAUCUCUUAAAUACAAUUGCGGAGAUGCCGGAUACCCCGGUGGAUCUUAAAGAGGAGGUACGUAAGAUAUUGAGUGAAAAUGAUGAACUUCGUGGUCGCUACGCAGAGGCUAUGAAAAAGGAAGAAAUGAUGCAACUACAUCAGACGGAAGAGGGACGCCGCGGUGUCGCAGAAACAACCACGCAAGUACAAUUGGAUGCCAUUCGCAAUGAAUAUGAACGGCGAGAACAGGAAAUAUUGGCUGCCAUCAAGUCGGAUGAAACGAGUAGUAAUCAUGAGGCUUUAUUAACUGUACUGCGCAAUAAUCGAAAAACUUCUCUUGUGGAGGAACGGAAUGCGACGGAGGCAAUUCAAAAAGAGAUGGAUGCACUUCGUGGUGAAUUGGAGGAAGAGCGGGUGAAGAGUGUGGCCCUGGCACAAUCGAAAGAAGCACAACAAGAAGAAAUGAAGUCUUUACGUAAAGAAGUGGCAACAAGUGAAAGACGGUAUGUGGAGUUAGAAGGAAAAAUGAAUGAAAUGGUAAGUGACUAUGAACGACAGUUGGAGGAUGCCCGUGGUAGUGUAGAGAAGGUGGCAGAUCUAAAUGCACGAUUAAAGGAACGUGCGGAACAGUUAGAUCAAAUGCGUGGUCUCCUGGAAAAACAAAAGGCCCUUAUUGUGAAGAGUAAUGAGAAAUCUGAAUACUUCCAACAAAAAUUACGUGAGGUCCAUGCAGAGUCCGAACAGCGGGAAAAGGCAUAUCGCACGAAACUGCAAGAACGUGAUGAGAACUUCCAACGUGCACUCAAUCAACGAUUAGAAGAAUAUGCACAAGACCACAGCAGUGAUGUUGCCCAGCGUGAAGAGAAGUCGAAAAAACUCAAAAAGAAGAUUAAGAAGUUAGAAGGUGAGGUGGAUCACUUGAAAGAAGAGUAUGAUCGCAAGGUAUGUGAGUGUGAGGAUCUUCGCAAUACCAUUGAGGAACAGAAAGUGGAACAAAUGCGGUUAUUGCGCCGAAUGGGCCAAACACAAGAAGAGGCAGAAGUGUAUGAGAAGAAGGAACAAAUACAAAACGCAUUAGAGCGGGCUAAAGAGGAGCAGCGUCGUAAGAAAGAUCGAUUUGCAUUGGGAGAAGUAGCAAACGUGCGGCGAGGAGACUAUUAG